GCCACCUUCGUUCAAUACAGUCUGUUUGCUGAUCCGCUCAUCGAAGGACAGCAUCAUUCGCCUGAUGGAGCUUGCCAGAAAUAGAGCAAGAUGCUUGCAAGGCUUCCACGUGCGAAAUGAUGGAGAAGGGCUUUAGCAGGCUGAACUACAAGUCAAAUGUUACAGUUAUGGAUCGCUCGCGCACAAGAUCUUACAAUGUCUGUCUCACGAUGAGUCUAAGAGUCACGACGGCCUUCAAACAGACGAAGCGAUGGCCAUCGCUGCGGAAAAGCUCAAGGAGCAGGACGGACGCAUCCACUGGGCGACGGGAUAUCGUACAAUUGAAUGCGAGAAUGUAUCUCAAGCAGAUCAACGCUACAAGGCUAUGCCACAGAUGAAGUUCUUGGAUCCGGUUUACUCCAAGGCUUGUUCGAGGGGUUACGGUCAGGUUGAACCAGCGGAGAAACGAUUCGGGCAUGUACUGCGGACGACGGAAGAAGGGCAUUCCAUCACAUCGUACUCGAUUCGUCUCGACUCGAGCAGUUAUUACUGGUAUUAUCCGGGGCGCUCUGAUUAUUUUUGUAUACUAUGUGAACAUCAAAACUCUGACAACCCUGUGGACACACAAUCUUUGCGAGGCUGUGAAGCGCAUCACGACCUCAAGGCAGCGCUGUAUUCAGUUGGCCUACCACGCAGGGAUCGAUUACACCGCAGCCAAACGCUAUUGAUGAAAUUCGGAGCUGAAGUGCUGAUAAAUUGGCGCUGAGAAGCCAGGCUGAACGAUCAUAUGGCUGUUCGAGAUGGCUGUACAUGUGUGUUGCAAGAUCCGUAUCAACGGGCAGGGACGCGGGCGCGUUACUCGUAC
This is a messenger RNA of Laetiporus sulphureus 93-53, 844 nucleotides long. RefSeq lists its product as uncharacterized. The record is from RefSeq and is a predicted model, not a curated record. The coding region runs from base 251 to 745 and encodes 164 amino acids. The transcript has 5 exons. Lineage: Eukaryota; Fungi; Basidiomycota; Agaricomycetes; Polyporales; Laetiporaceae.